AUGUCGAAUCAGAAUUUUCUAAAUGCUCUGACAUCCUUGCUAACUACCGUGAACCCUGCAGAGCUUUUUAAAGUGCUGGCGACGAUCAGAAAGGAUGUGGAAUGGCCGAAAGACAAGGACAACAUCACAAGAAUACGCGAGAAAAAGCAUUUGAAGCACAUUGUUGGUGCUUUGCAGUCGAAUCAAAGAAACGUGUUAAAUGUGGCUCUAAGCAUUUUGGGGAAUUGUUUAUUGGACAAGGACUGCUCAAGAGAUGCUGUCGGGCAUUAUAACAUUUUAUCUCACUUGAAUCAGCUUUUGAAGCGAUUUCCCAAAGAUGACAGUAUCAUUGGAAGGAUAUUUAGGAUAGUGGGGAAUUUGUGUCAGCAUCGAGACCAGUGGGCCAAUACCAUAAUCGACAGAAAGCCCCAAAUUGUUACAUAUAUUGUAAACUUUGUUACUAAGGUGUCUAAAGAUGAACUGCCUGAGGAUGAGAGUUUUUCUGAAGCAACCACCAUAAUGGCAAUAAGAGCAUUAAGAUGUUUAUUAAAUAGUCAUACUAUUAUGACCCUAGUGAAGACUUUUGGGGUUCUUAGGGCAAUUGGGGCACUGUUUAUUAAGUAUUGCAUUGAAUGGCAAAAAAAUAAAAGCCAUGAAAACUUACUAAUAAACAUAAUAAGAUUGUUGCAAGAUUAUUCAAGAUUUAGAUACUAUCAUUCAAUAAUGGAGAUGAGAAGUACUGAAAGAGGCGAUUCCCUAAUUUAUUUGAGCAGUGUUUUAUUGUUAGCACCUAAAAGAGUGGUAAAAAUUGUGAUGAACUUUAUUAGAAUAUGCCAGUUAAAGUCUGAAUUGCCAGUACCUGAAAUUUUUGAUAAGUUUAUCGAAGUUUUGCAAAAACAUUCCAUUGUAGAAGAGCUGAACGACGAGUGCGUGGAAUAUCUGCAAUGCCUGUGCUAUCUGCUCGAGCACCCGGCCAAUAGGAACACGGAACGUUGCGGCAGGUGCGUGCCGCUAUUGGUCAAGGCGCUCAAAGAGUUCAAAGAGCCGACGUGCACGUCUCUGGAGUGCUGCAUACUGCUGAUCGGCUCUCUGAACAAGUACAAGUACGACGACAAGCUGAUGUUGGAGCAAGUGAAAGCCAACUCCGUCGAAAUUCUGCUGGAGAAAAUUCACUGGUUGGUGGGCAGCUCCAAACUGAACACCGAUCAUAAGAUUUGCAGGAAGAGGAAGAUGUACUCGGUGACCUCGCCGGUUUGGAAGCACUUUGGGCUCACGUAUGGGGAGUUGCUAGAACCGAGAUCUCCUUCGCCUAGCGACGAGGAAUUGGAAGUUUUUGCCAAAUUCGAGAGAUGUCCGAGUCCGCCAAGUCCAUGUUCGAGUAGCAACUCGGAUUUGCGCGAGUACGCAUGCUCGUGGCCUUCCAGCAGUCCCAAAUCGGUUAGCAGAGAUUUUUCUGAUUCCGAUUCGGACGAUUAUUCUCCCGUGUGCAGUGAUGCCGAUGUGAGCGACUACGAGGGCAACUCGUUGGCGAACGACGAGGAGAAAACGACGGAAGAUGUCGAAAAAGCCACCGAACCUGCCGAACACGUUGAGAAACAAAGCAAUAAUUGUGAUAAUAUAAUUGAUAAGAGUACUCUUACAAACCUAAAAAUAAGACUGCUAACCGAAAUCGCCAAACUACUCAAAACCUACAUCAAAAUAAAACCAGCCGUACCUCAACUUGCCUCCGAAGACUUACUUAUAGCCUUGCUGAAAUGUUCCGGAUGUUUCGAUUGGCAACAUCACUCGAAUAUCGACACCAUCGACUUAAUUUGCCGAAUAUUGCAGUCCCACGAUUACCUCAUCACUCUGAUGCGCACCAACUUCGUCGAAACCGUCUAUAACCUCACUUUGAUGACGCACGCGUCCAAGUGUCACAAGUGUCUGCAGUUCCAGCAGAUUGGCCAGAUGAUCUUGACGAAGCUGACGAUUUUGGCCGAAUCGGGCGUCGGAAAAGGCAACAUCGCGCAUCAAAUUUUAAGAGGCGAGAUGGACCUGAAGAAACAAUUGGUGCUCGUGAUGCCCUACAUUAUCAGGAACAAGGCGAUCCUCUCCAAACUCCUCAUCAACUGCGGCGGCCUGAAAAUCCUCCUGAAACUGAUGACGGAACCCUCCGAAACGGAAGAAAAACGCAAGAGCAUCAAAGUUCUGUGCGCAUUGGCCAGCCGCAAGCUGUCGAUAGCCAAUCCGAGAUCGCAGAUGUUCGCCGAAGCCGUGAACCGGAUAGAAGCGGACAAAUACGAGGAGCCUCUAACGUGCGAGAAUUUGGUCACGAUAAAGCUGACAGAUGGCAGCACGUUGAAGGCGGAUAGAGAUUUUUUGAGUGCGAGUUCCGACUUCUUCGGAAGGCUCUUAAACGGGUAUUUCAAGGAGUCGUCCGAGGACGAGAUACUCUUGCAGAACGUCAAAUUAAAACCUUUAAGGUGCCUAUUGAACCUGAUGGGUAUCGUGGAGAAAAAGUCCAGUAUUGAUGUGGACUUGGAUCUGAAAACGUUGCUGGACGUUAUAGUUCUCUGCGAUAGGUAUCUAAUGAACGAUUUGUGCUUAUCGUUGUCGGAAAGCAUAGAAAGAAACCGAUUGACCCACCAAACGGUACCGCAAAUAUACCAGUGGUCGCUGGAAUCCGGUACCAACAUUCUGAGAGUUGAAUGUAUAGCCUAUGCACUAGUGGCGAAUUUGCUCGACGAUUUAAGACUAAACAUGUUUGAAUCUCUAAUAGAUCUGGGUUAUCUGGAAGAAUUAGUGGAAGACAUAAAAACGUUGUUAACGAGGUUUUUAAGUAUCAGCGAUUCCUUUGGGGACGAGGAAAAAAAACAGAAGUCGCUUAAGGUUCAUUUAAAAAGAAUGAAGGAUAACUUGUUAAAAAAUGUACAUUUAUUGGAUACUUAA
Brassicogethes aeneus is the source of this 2907-nucleotide messenger RNA. The record is from the annotation of a GenBank genome assembly. Lineage: Eukaryota; Metazoa; Arthropoda; Insecta; Coleoptera; Nitidulidae.